Messenger RNA from Merops nubicus (carmine bee-eater), 1502 nucleotides. Its product is annotated as vacuolar protein sorting-associated protein 13A-like. NCBI's taxonomy places the organism in Eukaryota, Metazoa, Chordata, Aves, Coraciiformes, Meropidae. The annotation marks the transcript as partial. The transcript has 16 exons. Gene Ontology annotation, biological process: autophagy; protein retention in Golgi apparatus; protein targeting to vacuole. The record is from RefSeq and is a predicted model, not a curated record. Gene Ontology annotation, cellular component: extrinsic component of membrane.
GAGCUGUAGCACUGAAGAAUCUUGAAAUAAAAGAAAAUGCACUGAGUCAGUUGGACGUGCCAUUUAAAGUUAAAGCAGGACAUAUUGGUCAACUUAACCUACAGAUUCCGUGGCAGAACCUUUAUACUCAGCCUGUUGAAGCAGUUCUUGAUGGCGUUUAUUUGCUUAUUGUGCCUACAGCCAGCAUAAAAUAUGAUGCUGAAAAAGAAGCCAGGCAGCUCUUGGAAGCAAGGCAAAGGGAGUUGCAAAGGAUAGAGGAAGCAAAGCAGAAAAUAGCUGACCAAGAUAAAGUAAAAGAAGAGAAACAAGACACUUUUGUAGAAAAAUUAGUCACUCAGGUCAUUAAAAAUCUUCAGGUGAAAAUCUCCAACAUCCAUAUUCGCUAUGAAGACGACAUCACAAAUAAGAAUAACCCCUUAUCAUUUGGGAUCUCACUUCAGAAUCUAAGUUUGCAGACCUCUGAUAAGAAUUGGAAUCCAUGUUUACAUGAUGAAACUGCCAAGUUGUUUUAUAAGCUAGUACGGUUGGAUAACCUUUUUGCUUACUGGAAUGUGAAAUCGGAGAUGUUCUACCAUGGUGGUUGUGAGGAAUCGUUGGUUAACUUAAAACAGGGAGUUGCCAGCCACAAUGUGAUUCCAGAAGGUUAUGAUUUUGUAUUCCGCCCAAUUUCAGCUAAAGCCAAACUCCUUAUGAAUCCUCGAUCUGAUGUUGACUUUUCAUCACCAAAAAUGGAUUUAGAUGUAAAUUUACAGGACAUAACUGUUGAAUUCAAUAAGCCACAGUACUUCAGUGUUAUGGAGCUUCUUGAGUCUAUUGAUAUGAUGACUCGAAACCUGCCGUACAGGAAGUACAGACCUGAUGUUCCAUUGCACAACAAUGCUAAGAUAUGGUGGAAGUAUGUUAUUUAUGGCAUCCUUGAAGUAAAUGUUCAGCCUAAGCUCCAAAUGUGGUCAUGGGAACAUAUUUGGCACCAUAGGAAACAAGUGAAGAACUAUAAAGAGAUGUAUAAAACAAAGAUAACAUCAAAAAAACCUAAUGAAGAAAUCUUAAAAGUGUUAGAGGAAUUUGAAAAGGCCUUGGAUAUUUUUAACAUCACGCUAGCAAGGCAACAAGCAGAAGUUGAGGCAACUAAGGCUGGAUUAAAAAUCUACAGGCCAGGAGUAAAGCAAGAUGAUGAAAAUUCUGGUGGUUGGUUUAGUUGGAUAUGGAGCUGGUCAGGUGAAAAAAAGGAUGAACAAAAACAAGAAGUUAAGGGUUCAAGUCUUGAAGAGCUGAUGACACGUGAAGAGAAGGCUAAACUUUAUGCAGCAAUUGGAUAUAGUGAAACAGCUGUGGAUCCAACUCUUCCAAAAUCAUAUGAAGCCAUGAAGUUCUCUGUGAAGUUAUUAAGCAUGUCUAUAUCAAUAAGAGAAACGAAGCAAACUCCUGGGCUGGUAGAAUUUGCAUUAACUGGCUUGAGUACGGUAUUUACCCAACGACCAGGUGCACAAGCAAUAAGGUGA